AUGUCAACGGAUGGUGAGAAGACUGCAGAAAAAUUGAAUUUGCAGAAAAACACAGAGGACAAAAUAAAAGUUGAGAAUGAUGAAGAGACUGACAAGGCCAAUCCAAACAAGGGUCUUUAUGACAUCGAAGUAACGGAUAUAAACAAAAGAGCUUUCAAGUUAGCAGAACUUAAAGGAAAGGUCAUUAUCAUUGUUAAUGUAGCAUCUAAAUGCGGACUGGCCGAGAAGUCCUAUCAGGAAUUAGCUUCUCUCUUGGCCAAGUACCAUUCAAAAGGCUUGAGAAUACUUCUUUUUCCUUGCAGACAAUUUUUAAAUCAAGAGUACGAACAGAUGGAGAAAGUAAGGAGUUUUGCAAAUAAGUUUAGUGAAAAUUUUAUGCUGAUGGAUGAGAUUGAUGUAAAAGGGCCCAGUAUUCAUCCACUGUUUAAAUUCUUGACUGAAAACUUGAAAGGAUUUCUUACAAACAAUAUUAAGUGGAAUUUUACCUAUUUUCUAAUAGGUAGAAAUGGAGAGUUGGUAAGAAGAUAUGGGCCAACCGAGAGAUUGCCUGAUGCAGACAAAGAUUUGGUUCGUUGUAUUGGUGAUGUGGAGGACGAAGUUGAAAACUGA
Molecule: messenger RNA, 609 nt
Organism: Vittaforma corneae ATCC 50505
Lineage: Eukaryota; Fungi; Microsporidia; Nosematidae
Exons: 1
Coding region: 1-609 (202 amino acids)
Biological process (GO): response to oxidative stress
Molecular function (GO): glutathione peroxidase activity
Source: RefSeq, a predicted model, not a curated record